AUGAGUUUAGCCUACACAUGGAUCCACUUACUCUAUCUACAUUUAAAUAUAAAGGAUAUUUACAUUAUCUGGUUGCACCAAACAUUGGCUUUGAAGUUAGUUGGAUUAGCCUUCGAAAUAAACGCAGUUCAAAUAAAAGUAGACGCCAAAGGUGUAUCAAAAUUGACUAUAGGAGACAGUGACACCAUGACGCCAGAGCCGACCGCAGCUGAUAUAAUUGCAUAUUCGUAUUAUUUUAUUGGACUUCAUAGAGGGCCAUAUUACCGUUGGAAAAUCUUUUAUGAUCACUUUCAUGCGCCAUUUGGAGUUCUAGGUGAUUGUAGAAUAAUUACAGUACAAAAACUAAAAAAAGCUGCUGUAUGUGGGAUUGGAUAUUGGAUUUUAUUUAACAAGUAUUCACCAAAGUUAUAUUUUGAAGAUGUAUUCUACGACACACAUGGGGCGGACUUCCGAUACCUGUACAAUAUACCGCAACUUAUUAUGUACUUUCUGCACUACCAAGCGAUUAUGAUGCUGUGUACGAGUGUUUUUACGGAGACUGGUUUCGGUGUAUACCCAGCUAAAUGUCAACCUGUGCCAGGAUUUGGGCCGACUUGUCGAUUAAGUUUCUUAGCAUUGGCAACCUCUUCUCCUGAUGUAGCAAUGGAAGAAGAAUAUAAUUUCACGAUGCUCAAAUGCUUUAACAAUGAAACCUUGCUGUCAGGACCAAAAAUGAAAGACACCAUGCAAAGUUGGGACAUGCCGACUCGUUAUUGGUUCUGGGCUUACGUACAUAAAACAUUUUUAAAAUCAAAUAAGGAAGUAAGA
Molecule: messenger RNA, 807 nt
Organism: Brenthis ino (lesser marbled fritillary)
Lineage: Eukaryota; Metazoa; Arthropoda; Insecta; Lepidoptera; Nymphalidae
Source: the annotation of a GenBank genome assembly